Molecule: messenger RNA, 798 nt
Organism: Helianthus annuus (common sunflower)
Lineage: Eukaryota; Viridiplantae; Streptophyta; Magnoliopsida; Asterales; Asteraceae
Exons: 3
Coding region: 1-798 (265 amino acids)
Source: RefSeq, a predicted model, not a curated record
AUGAUGCUCCCAUCUAGUGUUAUAAAGGAUUUGGAGAAAAGGCUUCGCAGGUUCUUGUGGAAUGGUGGUACUCAAGGUCCGGUUCGUACUAAAGUAGCUUGGAAGGAUGUUUGUAUGCCUAAAGAGGAGGGUGGUUUAGGUAUUCGGAGUAUAAUGGAUGUGAACAAGACUCUCUUACCAUCCCAUAUCUGGAGCUUAAUUACUAACCGUCAGUCUCUCUCUCUGGGUCCAAUGGAUCCACUCAUACAAGUUGAAAGUCCUCUUCGCUCGUUUAUCACCCCUAGAGUUUUUGCUAAUGCUGGAUUUUCUUUAAAUAACACGGUGGCUGAUAUUGUUGCUGAAGAUGGUCAAUGGUUAUGGCCCCAGGCGUGGUAUAAUUUAUAUCAGGUUCUCAUAAAUAUCGAUCCUCCUCAGAUUAUUUCUAAUAUGAAUGAUCGGUUUUCAUGGAAAGACUUGGAAGAGGUUUGGAUAUUGGUUAGGAAAAUGGUUGACAUGGGGAGUGUUACGGAUACAUGGGUUUCAAUUUUGCAGUGGAUGGAGCUAAAUGCGAAUUCUAAAACUAUGGACCAUAUUAUUUGCAUCAUCCUGGUGGCGCCUUCCACUUAUUUUAUUUGGCAAGAAAGGAACUCUCGUUUAUUCUCUCAAGCUCAGCGGAGUGCUAGUGUGCUUGCUAAGGUUAUCAUUGAUACUGUGAGGCUCAGAAUUAUGCGGUUCAAGUUCGGUAAAGACCCGAAGCAAAAGAAGAUAUUGGAUCGAUGGUUGAUAUCGGAAAACAACAUGAAUUUUGAACCUGGCUAA